Molecule: messenger RNA, 987 nt
Organism: Suillus bovinus
Lineage: Eukaryota; Fungi; Basidiomycota; Agaricomycetes; Boletales; Suillaceae
Exons: 9
Coding region: 1-987 (328 amino acids)
Source: RefSeq, a predicted model, not a curated record
AUGACUGUCACAGUAUAUGAAUCGUCAGACGAGGAAGAAUACUCAUUCAAGACGCGAGUAGAAGCAUCAGACAAUUCCCAGUCUUCAACUCAGCCAUUAGCAAAAGUCCCAAAAGAGAAACUUUCCACUCCGCAGGAGAUAACGCCUCGAUCGCCUAGGGUGGAUACGCCUUUACGAAAAUGUGUCUUGCGUGAUGAGAUGCACGGGAUUGCCAAAGGCGAUCUCUCAUUACUAAUCCGCAUUCUAUUACUUAGUAUCAUCCAAACCAAUGAUAGAGUCGGGCAGCGAUUCCAGGUCGGCACCGCCGAGAAACUCAGGGAGGGCCUUUUGGGAGGGCCUGGGCCUGAGGACCUGACGCCAGGCCCUACACAAAGAUCACGGACAAGAGGACUCCCGACUCCCACGUUAGUGCGAGGAGGGCUUCGUCGAAUGCAAAAAAAGUUACCAUCAGUUGACUGUCACAGCAUCAUAGCCUGUAAUUGCAAAGUCAAACCGAGUAGUAAUGUCGCAAAUGAUGUCCUUCCGUUUGCACCCCUGCCACAUACUAGCAUGUGGCCGGUCUUGACCCCAGCGCUCUGGUUCCUGUCAGGCAGGUUGCAGGAACAUAUCACUGAUCGUCCUUGGACUACCACUGGAAAUCGACCAAGGAUGGGACAAGCAUACGAACGAAUUGACAACAGCGAUGUUGAGACUCCGCGGAUGUAUACGUCAGCGAGGCAAGUUUCAAAUGUGUUACUUACUCUAAUGCGGUAUCCCAUUCCAAGUUUCUCAGUUUCUAUUCAUUAUAUUCCUCACGGCUCGGUUUGUUUUUGUUUCCCUGGAAAGCAAUGUUGCACCAAGCGUGAUUUGGCUCUGGGCCUUGCCAGCCUUCAUAUUUCGCACUUUACUACUGCGAAAGCCGCAAGUUGCUCGGGAAGCGCCAAAUUCAAAACAAACAUUUCACGACUGAAAGACUAUUGCGCCGCAUUGAUUGCAUCUGGGGCUUAG